This is a messenger RNA of Lactuca saligna, 621 nucleotides long. The record is from the annotation of a GenBank genome assembly. NCBI's taxonomy places the organism in Eukaryota, Viridiplantae, Streptophyta, Magnoliopsida, Asterales, Asteraceae.
AUGGUAAGAAUGAUGCUUUGUUUAGUGUUAAUAAUGAUGAUGAAAGGAGUGAUGACCGAAGUGUAUAACGUUGGGGAUUCAGAUGGUUGGACUACUCCUGUUAACACAAGUUAUUCCAAAUGGGCGUCUUCAAAGAAGUUUCAUGUUGGUGAUACUCUAUGGUUCCAUUAUGACCCAGCGAGCCAUAAUGUGGUGCAAGUGAACCAGAUGGGUUACCAGUUAUGCAACAUAAGCAAGGCACGUGUGGGUGUAAAAACGUAUGAAACAGGGAAUGAUUCAUUCAGAAUAAAGGGACCAGGCCAUUACUACUUUAUUUGCAGCUUUCCGGGCCACUGUAAAGCUGGUCAAAAGCUGGAUGUCAGAGUCCUCAAGAAGUACCCCAUGACUACAACAACAACACCAAAAACGAUAGCAAUGGCACCGACCUCGCUUGCAAAUGCUCUCUACCCUAUUACCUCCUUAUUGUUUGGUGAUUGUAAGAACUUAGACAUGGCAACGGCAAUGAUGAAGAUUGAUGGCGGGAGCGGAGGUAGGAGAUGGAUGGAGAAGACGGUGGUUGUGGAUUAUUUGAUAUGUAUGAAUCGCGAGGUGGCAUGUAUAGUGUUGAAGGGUUUCAAUUGA